AUGGCUCUAGAUCAUAUCGGACUCAGUGUGACCGAUUACGAUGCUGCUCUCGGUUUCUAUCAAACCAUCCUAGCACCCUUGGGAAACAAGAGAAUCAUGAGCGUCGAGAGUGAGCACGGGAGAGGAACGGGCUUCGGAAAGCAUGGACCUAGCUUUUGGAUCCAUGGGCCGCCUUCUGGCAAGACCUCGUCAAAAUCGAGCAUGCCAAUGCACGUGGCAUUUGCUGCUUCCAGCCGUAAGGACGUCGAUCGUUUCUACGAUGCUGCCAUAGCGGCAGGAGGAAUAGACAAUGGCAAACCGGGGCUGAGAGAGUAUCAUCCCUUCUAUUACGCGGCUUAUGUGAAGGACAUGGACGGGAACAACAUUGAAGCGGUGAAUCACUUUGAGUGGAGCUCUUGGAAAGUCUGGGCGCCUAUCACAAUGAUGAUAGCAGUGUUUGCCCAUUUCUACAUGAAGCAUUGA
Guillardia theta CCMP2712 is the source of this 462-nucleotide messenger RNA. RefSeq lists its product as hypothetical. The record is from RefSeq and is a predicted model, not a curated record. The transcript has a single exon. Lineage: Eukaryota; Cryptophyceae; Pyrenomonadales; Geminigeraceae. The coding region runs from base 1 to 462 and encodes 153 amino acids.